This is a messenger RNA of Daphnia pulicaria, 1235 nucleotides long. Its product is annotated as group XIIA secretory phospholipase A2-like. Bases 20 to 616 code for a protein of 198 amino acids. The record is from RefSeq and is a predicted model, not a curated record. Gene Ontology annotation, molecular function: calcium ion binding; A2-type glycerophospholipase activity. Gene Ontology annotation, biological process: lipid catabolic process; arachidonate secretion; phospholipid metabolic process. Gene Ontology annotation, cellular component: extracellular region. Lineage: Eukaryota; Metazoa; Arthropoda; Branchiopoda; Diplostraca; Daphniidae. The transcript is spliced from 4 exons.
CUUAUCGCUCUAGUUCAAAAUGUCAUCAUUUCCAAGAGCAAGAGUUUUCAGAAUUCUUUUAGUAUUCGUGACAAUUUCUGCUUUAUUUGUCGACGGACAAAAAAGUUAUUUUGAUGAAAUCAAGGAUGCAAUGCACAACCUUAAAAGUUUUUUGCAUACUGGGCUUGAUGGGCUUGCUAAGUUGGCCAAAACGAUUCAAGUAGUAGAACAGUUUGUUGACGCAACUAUCGAUGAGGAUUGUGAGCCAUACACGUGUCCAAAAGGAUUUAUCAGAAAAGCAAAUCCUUUGCACAUCCCAGAAAGUAAUGGAUGUGGAUCAUUUGGAUACACGUGGAAAGAAGAAAAACUGCCUUUAAAAGAGUUAGAAGAAUGCUGUCACACCCACGAUUAUUGCUAUGAUGACUGUGGAGCAGAUAAAGAUUUGUGUGACUUGCAUUUUAAAAAGUGCCUCUACAAAGUAUGUUCAUAUCAUGAAGAAGAAUUAUCAUUGCUGUUCAUGAAAGCCUGCAAAGGGACUGCAAAGUUAAUGUACACAGGAACAUUAGCUUUGGGAUGCCAGGCUUAUCGAGAAGCACAGAAUAAGGCCUGUCAAUGCUAUGCAAGAGAUGAAUUCUGAAAAAAAAAAUUUCGUGAUGAUAUGCUUAACUAUUAAAUCCAUUGUAAAAAAUCCUCCAUUUCUAAUCAAAAUUAGAAAUAAUUGAAUUAAAUAAUAAAGUGUUAGUUUUAGGUUUUACAAAAUUUGACUAAUUUCUUCCAUUCUAAAUUUCAUUUUCUAGAUAUUUUGGUCGUGUUUGAUGCAUUAUUUGAUUCUCUUCAAAUUCCCUUAUUUCUUCAGUUUCCUUUUCGAACCAAAGAGGUCGCCGUUAGUUAAGUGGAAGGAGUAAAACAGAAUCCCUUCAAGUAAUCCACCCAAAUGUUCCCGUAUAUUAUGACAUGAGAAAAAUUCUCUGGAAAAGUUUUUUUAGUGAAACUCAAGUAUAUAAUUAAUUAAUAUUUCAGUUUGCCAAAAGGAAACUAAUUAACGAAAGAAAAAUCCAUCGCUUUUCCUAAAGUUUUUUAAAUGCCUCUCUCAGUCCUUAAGUUCGUGUGUACUUCUGUAUUCUUCAUCGCGUUUUCCCCUGACUAAAUUAUUAUAGGCUCAUCUAGUCUUGUUAAUAAGUGGAAAACUUGCUGCCUUUUGUUUUACUCUGGAUUCGCCCAUUCACCGCGAAUGGAUUCUCUUGCAACAAUUCAUG